UUUACAUAUUUCGCUGGCUGGCAGAGGUGGUGUUGCCCUUUGCACAUCUCAGAUGGAAAGGGCAGCCAUGCUCCAACAUUGACACAAUUGAUAUGUUUGCAGAGACAGGAGAGAGCUAGAAGGCAGGUGGAUAAGCAGAGGUUUAUGAAUCAGGUUUAUACUCUGUCAGUGGGGGCAGACAGUUUAGAGUGAGAGGUGAAAGGGAGAGAUAGAGAUCCUGGAGAGAAAUAAAAAGGCAGCCAAGUCAUUCAGAGGAUAGAUUAUAGAGCUUUGUAUAAACUAUCUGUGUCAUCGCAGGGCUUCACAACAGACAUGGAAUUCAUGUGGCUGUAUUCCCUGUGCCAGUGCAUCCUAUCUGUAUCUGUAAUUGUGGUGAGUGUGAGGUUGUGCAUGGCGGUCAGUGGCAGCGGUACAGAGGCCAACAUCCAGGAGAGAACCCAGGGUGCAGGGCCCCAACUCGGGAGUGUCUCAUGCUGUCUGCGGCUGUGCCUGGGUUGGGUGGGGGCUGUAGGGGCUGCAGUCGCGGUCCCUGUGACUGUGUUACUCAACUUGCGAACACCCCAGUGUCUGUACACCUGCAUAACCUUGGUGUGUUGCCCCCUGCUGGUCAGGCAGUUUACCAUGUUCCUGUUGAUGCUGCUUACAUUGGACACCCACCUGCAGCAUCACUUGGCAGACAGGUACUCCCUAGUGAUGACCCGUCAACGAGCUCUGUGUGUGGUUCUGCUGUGCUGGGUGGGCUCUGUUCUGUCCUCCUUUGCCCAGUUCAUUGGCUCGGACGUCCUUGACACCUGGAGAAGUGGUGGGACUGGUCCAGGCACAGCUGGCCUCGGGCUGCACGGCAACUGGACGACCUCUUUACCCCAUACCCCUUCCCCACCCCCCAAGUACUACCAUGACCGCAAGGUCAUUGGAAAGUACCUUCCAUACGGAGGAUUCCUGUCAAAGUUUUAUGUGGAAGACAUGCACAACUUCACCUACGCUGAGAUUCACAGCAGCCACUGGGGAGUGUGCGCCCCUGACAUCAUUCUCAGUCCCCAGUUCCUAGUCUAUGUCCAUGGGACGACAGUGUUCAUGCUCCCCCUGCUUUGCCUACUGGCUGUUUACCUUGACCUGCUAUGCAUCAAGCCCAGGAAGACUCCUUUUAGUCAUGCAGACCCCCCUAAACAUGAUUCCUGCCGGGUCCGUUCCCUGGCUCUGUCCCUCUCCCUGUUAGUUAUGCUGUGCCUGCCACUCCACAUUAUCCAUGCGCUCUUGCUUUUCACCCCCAAUACCCGUCUUCCUGCCUGGGCUCAUGCUGUUGCCAUGUUCCUCUUCCAGCUGUACAGCCUCGUGCCCCAGAUCCUCUUCACUCCUCCUAAGAAAAAAGUCGGGGACGAACGGGCAUCCUUUCCUCUUUCUGUUCCCCACCUUCCACCUGCAGUAGCCCCGUCCAGAGGAAAAUCUGUCCGUAUGGCCCUGUGUGAGGCAGUGCAGGCAGCUCCAUGGUCUUCAGCCAAACACUCCCUUAAAGCCAAAGUGUGCCCAGAGGUCUGAAUUCUUGACUAGAUGGAAGAUCUGGGCUGUUUUUUUCAACAUGAACAUUUGUCAUCAUCUUCAAACAAUUUAAUUAUUUUCUUAAAACAAUGUUCCUUCCAUUUUUUGAGUAUAUGAGAAAAAGUUAGUGUUUGAAACAAACAGCUUGUGGACUAAAGAAGAAUAAAUAUAGCAUAUUCCUGUUUGUUGUUGGCUUUUUAACUAAUCAGCAACCUCAUGCAAAGAUGUUAUGAAUAACUCACAAAUGAAAAGGCCAGUUAAUUAUCAGGUCCCACACCAAAUGUCAGUGAGAAAAUUAAAUCUCCAGAUGACAACUACUAUCCUGAUCACAGAUGUCUGUUUUCUUUGACUGCUCUUCCUAUGGGCCUUAUUCUAAGCCUGUUCUAAGACUCUGCUAAGCCAACCACCACUAAUGUAGAUAUAUGAGUGACAGCGUUUAAUUAAACAUUCAGAAAUAACAUAGUGGUCCAGAGAGGAUGCAGCAUUGUAGGGAAAACAUAAUUAACCUGGUUAUGACACAAUUUUCAUGGCUGUUUUGAUUAAACUAGUAAAUACAAUGUGACAUUCUCUUGUAAUAAAAUGGCCUUGCUCACACUAAUUGGAUUGUCAUCUUGAACUGAGUUGGUGUAAGAAAUCACUGAUGGAGUUAUAAAGAAGAAAUUCAUCUCUUUCUGCAUAGAACAUGGGCAUGUCACACUUUCUCACUUCUUUUUUGUUUCUCAUGAUCCUAGAAAUGCUCUUCCUCUCCCUUCCCGUCUCUGUUUAGAUUUGUUGUUCUCCGUUUUUGUUAGAUGAUAAUUUCCCAGCUCUUUCUACAUUUCUUGUGUCUAUUUUUCAUAAAUUUUUUUACUUAUCAUGCUGCUGCUGCUUUCCAUCUCCUCCUUACAUUACUCAGAAAAUAAACAGAGUACAGUAUGUCUUCCAUCACUACAAAAAAAUCCCUGACCGGAACACAUUAUUGAUAAGAGAAAUCUGGUGAAGGGAAAAAAAAUUUCCCCAGCUUCACUGGCGCGGCUGCCCAUUCAA
This is a messenger RNA of Siniperca chuatsi (mandarin fish), 2562 nucleotides long. Its product is annotated as adenosine receptor A1-like. Lineage: Eukaryota; Metazoa; Chordata; Actinopteri; Centrarchiformes; Sinipercidae. The coding region runs from base 313 to 1536 and encodes 407 amino acids. Gene Ontology annotation, cellular component: membrane. The record is from RefSeq and is a predicted model, not a curated record. The transcript is spliced from 3 exons.